Manis pentadactyla (Chinese pangolin) is the source of this 1662-nucleotide messenger RNA. RefSeq names its product histone-lysine N-methyltransferase PRDM9-like. Gene Ontology annotation, molecular function: protein binding; recombination hotspot binding; zinc ion binding. The transcript is spliced from 9 exons. The record is from RefSeq and is a predicted model, not a curated record. Gene Ontology annotation, cellular component: nucleus. NCBI's taxonomy places the organism in Eukaryota, Metazoa, Chordata, Mammalia, Pholidota, Manidae. Gene Ontology annotation, biological process: regulation of DNA-templated transcription; positive regulation of reciprocal meiotic recombination. Bases 1 to 1662 code for a protein of 553 amino acids.
AUGGGGUCUGCCUCUGGAACUGCUUGGACUGAAGCAGGUCUCAGAUCUCCUCGACCAGCUCUCACGCGUCGUCGCAGGCAGGCCACCAAGCCCCAGGUGGAUGACACUGAGGAUUCUGAUGAAGAAUGGACGCCCAGUCAGCAAGGCAAACCUUCUUGGGUGGCCUUCAGAGUGAAACGGAGUAAACACCAGAAGAUGUAUUUGAUACUCUCUGUACAUUUCUACAUUUCCUCUUCCGAGCAGGCCCAGAAACCAGUUUCCCCUCCUGGAAAAGCAAGUACCUCUGGACAUCACUCUAGAAAAAAAAUGGAACUUGGGGGAGAGGAGACUGAAGGAAAGACGUAUAACCUACAAGAAAGAAAGGGCUGUGUGUACCAAGAGGUCAGCGAGCCCCAGGAUGACGACUACCUCUAUUGUGAGAAGUGUCAGAACGUCUUCAUUGACAGUUGUGCUGCUCGUGGGCCCGCUAUGUUUAUAAAGGACAUUGCAGUGGACAAGGGACAUCCCAACCGCUCAGCCCUCACUCUGCCCCCUGGGCUGAAAAUCAGACCAUCGAGCAUCCCUGAGGCUGGGCUUGGAGUGUGGAAUGAAACAUCUGAUCUGCCGUUGGAUCUGCACUUUGGCCCCUAUGAGGGCCACAUCACAGGAGAUGAAGAGGCAGCCAAGAAUGGGUAUUCCUGGCAGAUCACCACAGGGAGAAACUCCUGUUUUUACGUGGAUGGAAAGGACAAAUCUUGUGCCAAUUGGAUGAGGUACGUAAACUGCGCCAGGGACGACGAGGAGCAGAACCUGGUGGCCUUUCAGUAUCACAGUCAGAUCUUCUACAGAACGUGCCAGGUCGUCAGGUCGGGCUGUGAACUGCUGGUCUGGUAUGGAGAUGAGUAUGGCGAGCAGCUGGGCAUCAAGCGGGGAAGCAAGUGGAAGGGAGAGCUCACAGCAGAGAGAGAACCAAAGCCAGAGAUCCAUCCCUGUGCCUCCUGCUCUCUGGCCUUCUCCAGUCAGAAAUCCCUCAGCCAGCAUGUGGAGCGCAAUCACCCCUCUCAGGUCCCCCCACAGACACCUCCAGGAAAACAUCUCCAACCAGAGGAUCCCUGUCCAGGCCAACACAGCUGGAGUGACAAAGCUGAAGGUCAAGAGGUCAAAGAAAGGUCCAAAACUUUGCUUCAAAGUUUAAGGCAGAAGAAGAUUUCGGGGACCUUUUCCAACCCACCCAAAGGACAAAUGGGGGGCUCCAGGACACAUAAAAGAAUGAUGGAGGCCAGCACAGGCCAGAAAGUGAAUCCAGAAGACACAGACAAAUCAUUUGUGGGGGCAGGUAUGUCAACUGGAAGAGUCAAGAACAGAGGGUGGGGUCAAGGCUGCACUGAAAGGUCAAAUCUCAUCCCACACCAGAGGACAGACACCAGAGAGAAGCCCUAUGUUUGCAGGGAGUGUGGACGGGGCUUCACGCAGAAAGCACACCUCAUCCGACAUGAGAGGACACACACCGGGGAGAAGCCCUAUGUUUCUGGGGAGUGUGGGCGGGGCUUCACACAGAAGUCAGGCCUCAUCCGACAUGAGAGGACACACACCGGAGAAAAGCCCUAUGUUUGCAGGCAGUGUGGGCGGGGCUUCACGCAGAAGGCACACCUCACCCGACACGGGAGGACACACACGGGGUAG